Morus notabilis is the source of this 2328-nucleotide messenger RNA. RefSeq names its product origin of replication complex subunit 5. Lineage: Eukaryota; Viridiplantae; Streptophyta; Magnoliopsida; Rosales; Moraceae. Bases 340 to 1959 code for a protein of 539 amino acids. Gene Ontology annotation, cellular component: nucleus; nuclear origin of replication recognition complex. Gene Ontology annotation, biological process: DNA replication; DNA replication initiation. Gene Ontology annotation, molecular function: DNA replication origin binding. The transcript has 5 exons. The record is from RefSeq and is a predicted model, not a curated record.
UCUGCUUGCGUUCUCUUUCUUCUUUCACCCGCCUUCCCACCUUCCCACCUUCCCACCUUCCCACGGUGAACGAACACCCCUCUGUGGCAUCUGUCAAAACUCCGGCGUUGGAAACUCUCCGACGAACGUGCUCGCACCAUCGCCACCCCGUUCAACAAAGCAACAGAUCUAGAUGGUUCCCCAUUAGUUAGAAGGCGUUUCAAUUGGAGGUUACUGGCUGAAAAAGUCCCAUUUUUGAGGGGGGAAAAGAAAAAAAGAGCGCGCAUCAGUCCCUCGGUCUUUCUGCCGUCGCGAGCAACGUAGCCAGCCCUCCUUUCGAGCGGAUUUCAAACCACCUAAAUGGGCAAGGAGGAAAGCCCACAAAUUACAAGAAGAACAACAAGGUACUCUUCAGCUGCCGUUUUGAAAAAUUCAGUUGAAACUAAAGCAAGUGAUACAAACCUUCCAAGUCUAAACGACCUUUUGUAUGGAGAGGAAGGGAAACCCAUUAGCCUGGAUGAUGUGUUAUCUAGUUUCCCAGGUCGAAAAAUACAGAUUCUAGAGCUUAUGCAUAUUUUGGGUCCUGUGAAUUGCCCCAUGGUUCCUCUCUUUAUCUAUGGAGGCACUUUUACUGGGAAAACGAGCAUCACUCUGCAGAUAUUUAGGCAUCUUAAUCGGCCGUUUGUUUAUUCGGGUUGCCUUACCUGUUAUAAUCCAAGAAUCUUGUUUGAAUCUGUUUUGAACCAGCUGUUGCUUCACAGGAAGAAUGAGGCUAAUGGUUAUUCAAGUGCAAAACGCUGCGAAAGGCCAUCUGAUUUCGUUAAUUUUCUUCGUGAAGCAUUGGUUAGCGUCACGACUAGUCUUCGGGGGAAUUCAGGAAAAUCUGGUUCUAAAAAAUCAGACAAGCGAGCUAAUGGGAAUAUGGUCUACUUGAUAUUUGACAAUUUGGAGCUUGUUAGAGAGUGGGAUAAGAGUUCUACCAUAUUACCAUUUUUGUUUAAUCUCUAUGAUAUUCUAAAAAUGCCAGAAUUAGGUCUGAUCUUCAUUAGCAAUACUUCACCUGAUACAUAUUACUCAAAUAUGGGUUACGUGGAGCCUACCCCUUUAUAUUUUUCUGAUUAUUCAGAAGAUGAUCUUCGUCAAAUCUUCAUGCGAAACCAAGAAAACAAGAAGCUUUAUUCAUCCUUUUUAGAGGUUGUGCUUAGGCCUUUCUUCCGUAUUACUAGACGGGUAGAUGAAUUAUCUACCGCCUUUUCACAAUUAUAUAAGAAGUACUGUGAGCCUUUAAGUGAUCCAGGAGUAGUUCCCAAUGAAGAAAUGAAAAGAAAGUUGUUUAGUAAUCUUCAACCGCAUAUUCCUCCAUCUAUGAAUGAUAUAUUUAAAGUUUCAUCUCAGCCUUCUACUAAAGUUGGGGCCACCAAGGAGGCAAAGUGGAAAAGUGGCACAAAAAGAUCGGGAGGUUUUGAAGCUAUCGAUCAAUUAGAUCUCCAUAUGUCCACUUCUGCCAAGUAUCUUCUUCUUUCAGCAUUCCUUGCUUCAAGAAAUCCGGCUACUCUUGACGCAUCACUGUUUGAUUCUACUGGGGGUUCUGACAAUCGGAAGCGAAAGAGGAAGCCAUCUGAGAAAUCAUUGGAACAGAAGGAAGCAGUAGAACAGGACUUACUUAUGAGAGGACCUGGAACUUUUCCAUUGGAGAGACUGUUAGCCAUAUUUCAGUGUAUUACAUCAUUAGCCGAAGGUUUACUUGAAGAGGAAGAACAAGGAAAUGAUGGUCUCGGAGUUCAAGGUUACGACAAUAGCCUCAUGUCUGACGUUCUCUUGCAACUAUCCAGUUUAUGCAAUGCCAACUUUAUUGUCAAAGGAGGAAGCUGCCCGCUAGAGGGCUCAACUCGAUACCGAUCUACAAUAUGUGAAGAUCUGGCUUUGAAGGUAGCAAGGAGCCUUGAGUUCCCUCUUUCAAAGUAUUUAUACAGAAGAUAAUUUUUGAAUUUGACAAGGUAUUGUAGCAUGGUUCUCAAGUUCUUCACAAAGAUCUAAAAGAAAUUCUUGAUGAAAAUGUCGGUUCCUUUUCCUUUUUCUUUCUUACAAGCUUUUCUUGCACGAUUAAAGUAAGCAUUAGAUUUGAGCCGACAAAAAGUUACUGGUGAUUGAGUGGACAUACUGACUUGUGCCAGGUAAUAGAACAGUUUGUGGAGCAGUGGAUUGUAGUAUAAGUCGAGUAGUCCUACCAUUUAUGUUGUUGUAAUUAACUGGACUGACCAGACCCCGCAACUUGGUUUUUUCUUGUUGAGUUGAAAACUUGCUUGAUGUACAAACCUUGUUCAAAGUGUAGUAAAUUUUUUCCUCUGU